Messenger RNA from Gracilinanus agilis (Agile Gracile Mouse Opossum), 467 nucleotides. Its product is annotated as 60S ribosomal protein L10-like. The transcript has 2 exons. Gene Ontology annotation, molecular function: structural constituent of ribosome. Gene Ontology annotation, biological process: translation; ribosomal large subunit assembly. The record is from RefSeq and is a predicted model, not a curated record. The coding region runs from base 1 to 441 and encodes 146 amino acids. NCBI's taxonomy places the organism in Eukaryota, Metazoa, Chordata, Mammalia, Didelphimorphia, Didelphidae. Gene Ontology annotation, cellular component: ribosome; cytosolic large ribosomal subunit.
AUGGAAGGAAAGCAGAGAUUGGUGAAAGGGGAAGAACUGAGGCAAGGAAAGGCGAAAGGCGUGCGCCUGCACCCUUUCCAUGUCAUCCGCAUCAAUAAGAUGCUGUCAUGUGCUGGGGCCGAUAGGCUCCAGACUGGCAUGCGGGGGGCCUUUGGGAAGCCCCAGGGCACCGUAGCCCAUGUUCACAUUGGCCAGGUCAUCAUGUCCAUUCGAACCAAGGUCCAGAACAAAGAGCAUGUGAUCGAAGCUCUGCGGAGGGCUAAGUUCAAGUUCCCUGGCCGCCAAAAGAUCCACAUCUCCAAGAAAUGGGGCUUCACCAAGUUCAAUGCCGAUCAGUUUGAGGAUAUGAUCUCCGAGAAGCGGCUCAUUCCCAAUGGCUGCGGGGUCAAAUACAUCCCUAACCGAGGCCCCUUGGACAAGUGGCGAGCCUUCCACUCCUGAGGGCUGGCCUGUGGCCACCAUCUGUA